Microcebus murinus (gray mouse lemur) is the source of this 1288-nucleotide messenger RNA. It is a transcript of the gene PRAP1, whose product is annotated as proline rich acidic protein 1. The record is from RefSeq and is a predicted model, not a curated record. Lineage: Eukaryota; Metazoa; Chordata; Mammalia; Primates; Cheirogaleidae.
UGGGCAGCGAGCUGAGGAUCCCGCGUGGGGUGAGCCAGGUCUGGUGCUGGGCAGUGGACGGGCCACAGGUGUGGCAGGUGUGGCGGGGGUCGGAGGCAGUGGUAACUGAGAGGUUUGUCGUGUCCACCUAAGGAAGAAGCUGAGGUGAAAAAUAGAAUUUUAGAGAGUUUGCUCGAGCCCAAGGGAGGACAGCUGCCCGCACACGCUUCCAAGUUCCCGUCGGCCUUUGUCGCAAGCAGGUUUUCAAAGGCCAAAGGGGAUAAGGAGUGGCCGCUACGCAGUGUGUCGGGGACGCUCGCCGGCUCACAGCGGUGACACGGAGCAGAUACCGGCUGUGCAUGUCGCACCACAGGGCACGAGCUACGGUGUCAGCCUGGGGUGGCGUCGGGGCGAUCCUCUGCCACGUGGCAGCAGCCGGUCCCGAGCCCACGCGUCAGGUGGCUUCCCCAGGCAAGCGCUCAGCUCGGCUGUCUCGCCCCGUGCCCGCCCGGCCAGAUCAGUUAAGGGGCCAGCGUUCCCCAGACAAGAGGUCUCUUUCCUUCCUCCGUUGGGUGUGGCGGCCCCAGGCUGGAGCGCGGGGCGCCGUGGCGGCCCCAGCAGUGCAGUGUGGGAUCCCGCCGACCUCUGCCCAGACACGCCCUCGUGGGCAAUAAAGCCUGGGCAGCCCUGUGGGGAGGACGGAGCCGGCGCCUGGAUACGGAUCGGCACCACGGCCCCCCAGAGCAGCCGCAGACAUGAGCAGGCUCCUCCUGGUCACCAGCCUGGUGGCUGUGCUGCUGCAGGGAGCAGGUGCGGCCCCAGCAGCACAGGUCCCUGUCAAGAUUCAAGUCAGACUCGGGGCCCCUGAGCAGGACACAGAGAACAGGGCCUGGGGUGCCCGGGUGGUGGAGCCUCCAGAGAAGGACGGAUGGCUGGUGGGGCUGUGGCCCGCAGCGAAGCCAGAGCUCUCAGCCGCGGAGGAGAAACUGCCAGGCACCAAGGCCUGGGUGGAACCUGAGGACAUCCUGGGCCUCCUCCGGAGCCCCCUGCAGGGUCCUGAGCCCGACCAUGAUGGCCUGUACCACCCCCCAGCUGAGGAGGACCAGGGAGGCAAGGGGCCCUGGCUGUGGGCGCUGCCACCUCGACAGAGAACACAGGGAAGACGCAGGACAGCGGAGGAUGCAAAUGAAACCCCAUGGACACCACACACCCUCAGACAGGCUUCAGCGAAAGGCUCGGGACUGUGCGGGAGGUGGAAUGUGCAACGGUGUAGCUGCUUUGGAAAACAGGAGUUUCCUUAAAAACUGCG